Molecule: messenger RNA, 1474 nt
Organism: Lolium rigidum
Lineage: Eukaryota; Viridiplantae; Streptophyta; Magnoliopsida; Poales; Poaceae
Product: cyanidin 3-O-rutinoside 5-O-glucosyltransferase-like
Exons: 1
Coding region: 20-1459 (479 amino acids)
Molecular function (GO): UDP-glycosyltransferase activity
Source: RefSeq, a predicted model, not a curated record
CCAGCCAGCGUGUGCAUCCAUGGCGCCGCAGCACUUCCUCGUCGUCGCGUUCCCGGGACAGGGCCACAUCAACCCAGCACGCGCGCUCGCAGAGCGCCUCGUGCGGGCCAUGCCCGGCGCUCGUGUGACGCUGUCUGCCGCCGUGUCCGCGCACCGGCUCAUGUUCCCUUCGCUCGCGUCCCCGGACGAGGAGGUCCACGACGGCGGCAUGUCCUACGUCCCCUACUCCGACGGCUACGACCGCGGCUUCCACCUCUUCGCCGGCAACGGGGACGACGCCCGGAGGUACUGUGAGGCGUUUGGCCGCGUCGGCCCCGACACCUUAUCGGCGGUGCUAGACCGUCUCGCGGCGCGGGGCCAGCCCGUGACGUGCGUCCUGUACACCAUGCUCAUGUGGUGGACCGCCGAGGUCGCCCGCAAGCGUGGUCUACCACGCGCGCUGUACUGGAACCAGCCGGCCACCAUGCUGGCCGUGUACUGGCACUACUUCCACGGCUACGAGAGGAUCGUGACGGAGCACGCCGCCGAGCCAGGGUUCACGGUGGCCAUGCCAGGUCUCCCGCCGAUGGCCAUCCGCGACCUCCCGAGCUUCUUCACCGACCUCACGGACGGGAGGAUCGUUGCGGCGUUCGGCAACAUCCGUAGGACGUUCCAACAGCUGGAGCUGGACGUCGACAUCAGCACAGGAGGAAGGAAACCCAUGGUGCUCGUGAACACCGUCGAGGCGCUGGAGGUUGGCGCCCUCGCGUCCGUCCCUGAACUGGACAUGUUCCCCAUCGGUCCAGCCGUCCUAUCACUCUUCACCGACGACACUAGGAGUGGCACAAACACCGUCGUGGGAGAUCUCUUUGAGCACGACGAAAAGGGCUACAUGGAGUGGCUGGACACGAAGCCAGCGCGGUCAGUGGUGUACAUGUCGUUUGGGAGCCUCGCCGCGACCACCAAGCAACAGAAGGAAGAGAUGAAGCGUGGCCUCGCCGCGAGCGGCCGGUCGUACUUGCAGGUGGUGCGAAAGGACAACAGAGACACUGACGACGAUGAUGAUGACGACGAUGACGACCAGAGCAUGGUGGUGGAGUGGUGCGAUCAGGUGCGGGUACUGUCGCACCCGGCAGUUGGGUGCUUUGUAACGCACUGCAGGUGGAACUCGACGCUGGAGAGCGUGGCGUGUGGCGUGCCGGUGGUGGCAGUGCCGCAAUGGUCCGACCAGGACACCAACGCGCGCCUCGUUGUUGAGUGGGGCAUUGGUGUGCGCGGCGCAAUCCACGCGGACAGGUUUCUGGACGCCGAGGAGCUCACGAGGUGCGUGGAUAUGGUCAUGGGUGAUACAGAGGAGGGUGCCGCCAUACGGAGCAGCUCGAUAACAUGGAAGGCGAAAGUGCACGAGGCUAUCAGGGACGGCGGUUCGUCGGAGCUUAAUCUGAUGACUUUCCAGAAGCAGUUUGCAAAUGAUGCUUAGAAGGAGGGCCUUGCU